Molecule: messenger RNA, 4462 nt
Organism: Haliotis rubra (blacklip abalone)
Lineage: Eukaryota; Metazoa; Mollusca; Gastropoda; Lepetellida; Haliotidae
Product: nucleolar and coiled-body phosphoprotein 1-like
Exons: 8
Coding region: 1-3210 (1069 amino acids)
Source: RefSeq, a predicted model, not a curated record
AUGUCACUUUACGUAAUUUUAGUCAGGUUCCUGCGUCGUGAGAACCUGGCCAAGCAGUCCCAGCAGAGCAUUUCCUGCCCUGCCAUCAACUCCCCACAGAAGGAUGGGGACUCUCCAUCAGAGUCCAGCUCAGAGUCAGAUGGUGAGAUUGCCGAGGUGAGUCGCAAACAGAGAAUGUUCGCCCGCAGGUCAAUCAGACGAGACCGCAAGAAACAGAAGGAACAGCAGAAGAAGAUAGAGAACAACAUGAUAUCCAUGGAUGACUAUCUCAGCAAGCAAGCAGAGUUCAAACUGUGGUUGAAAGAAGAGAAAUACUACCGUGGCUCCACCGGUACAGACACACCUCCCCCAUCUCGCAGUCACCAGAGGUUCAGCUUUGUGGAAGGGUCGCCCUUCUCUGACAUCCCUGGCUUCCAUCACCCCAUCGACCUGAGUCUAGAGGGCGGUGUGCUGCUUGACUCUCCGUUCUCCACGUUUGGCAAGUCUCCAGGGGAGCCCCUCACAGCUCAGUCGACACCACGGAUCAUCAAACUGCCAGACAUUAAGAACUCGGAUGCUGUGGACAAAGAGAACAGUUGUACAGAUGGCAACAUCCAGAAGGACAAACCUGAACCUGUGUCUGAGAAAAAGAAGAAGAAAAGUAAGAAUACAACUCCAAAGAAAUCAAAACUGAAGAAGGACAAUCCCUACAAGGUUACUGUUUUGUCAUGGACUUCUAAAGGAGAACUCAACGUAUGCCCGAGCAGCCCAGCAGAGGAAAAAGAGGGCAAAAAGAAAUCCUUGAAACCUGUGCCCCCAAAGCGAACCAGCCAGUCAACCAAGGUGAAGCUGGACACCUCCGUCCCCUAUGAGGAGGUGAAGGAUGCUAACCCUUUGGAGGUCUCUGACUACGACCCUCUGUAUGCAGACCCAGACCCAUUCUUCAGUGGGAGUCUGUCAGUGUCAAGGUCAAAGAGUCUGGACUCCGGGCUUCAUAUCGACAGCCCUCGUCCAGUAACUGAUGGCUGUAAAAGUGUGGAGGAGAUAUAUGCUGUGCCAGUGAAGAAGAAGCGGAUCUCUGCUGAGAAGGAUAAGGUUGUUGAAGUGGUAACAUCCCCACCUCCUCCUCUGCCUCCAAAACGGAAGUCUCCUCUGGAGUCCUGGCCAUACCAGGUGAUUAAAGGUGAUGAAGAAGCUUCUGUAUUCUCGAUGAAGAAAGAUGGCCCUGAGUUUGCAUCUCCAGCAAAAAUUAGCAACGGAUCUAAAUCAGUGUUCAGCCCUCAAAAGACAGAAAGUCCCAUGAGAAUGGCGGUGUCCAUGCCUGAUCUGUGUGAUCCUAAACUAGAUCCAGAAGAAGAGGUAGACUCUUCCUCCUCCUCGUCCUCCUCCUCGUCCUCCUCCUCAUCUCAUGAAGAAUCUGAGACUGAGACUUUUGAGGUGAAGGUGAAGAUAACAGACCCAGAAAUCCAAGCGUUUCUUGAUGAAGAUCCAUCCACCCUACCCCCACCUCCUGAUCUGGUGUCAGACAUCUAUCCCCCAGUCAGACUUUCCCUCCUACCACCCCCACCACCAGAACUCCUGAUGGAUACGCCACCAAUGGAGAAUGAAUACAGACCAUCUAUUGAAGCUUUUGGUUCUCAGUCGUCGUUGAUAGCUGAAUGUGGCACUCCAAGGUCAUCUAAGGUGUUAGAGGAGGGCAUGCCCCAGUACUGUCACACUACACCUAAGUCACUCCUGUCCCUGGACUGUACUGCUACAGAAACUCCUCCUCCAACCCUUGUUCCAAUCACACCAUUUGCACUCUCAAGCCUGGAAGCUGUUGAUGAAUCCGAGGAGAGAUCACAAGACAUGGAACCAAAUCCCCAGUCAAAAGCUCCCCAAGCCUCAGUUUUAGCAGUUCCAGUUCAGGUUGCUGAAGUCAAAGAAAUGUCCACAAGUUCUCGAAGGGUCUCCGUAGGGCCUGUGAUGAUCCCACCACCAAUGAAGUCAAAGCUUCACAAACCUGAUGUGUGCCAACUGUCUGGUGAGAGUGAAGCCAGCAUGAAUCAGAAACCCUCAUCUACUGGUGACACACGCAGUCAGAAACCUUCAUUUACUGGUGACACACCCAAUCAAAAACCCUUAUCUACUGGUGACACACCCAAUCAGAAACCCUCAUCUACUGGUGACACACCCAAUCACAACUACUUGAAAGAUGCACUCACAGACCUGGAUACAAGUGCUGAGAAGGAUGAUGUGUUCACCUACCGUCAAGCAUUGUCUGGUGCAAUGAAGUCACUGAAGUCUGCUUAUGCCUCAUCUGUGGAAGACAUCACAGCAGAUGUCCCGAGACGACAUCGGAAUCUCGGCAGAGGCCUGAACACAAACUUGUAUACUGAAGAUGUUAUUGACCAGAGGACCACACCAAAACAUGAUACAAGGAACCGACAUCAUUCUGAAAACAGUGCUAAACAUCUGAAGAGGAACAUUCAAGAAAUGAAAGAAUCUGGUGGUAGUUCCAGUUCUACAUCAAGCAGUGUGUCGGAGAACUCAGGAGUAAAGAAGAUCAUGAAAAAGCCCCCAGCAUUGAAACCGAAGCCAAACAAAGGCAAAGUUGCUGAAGCAGUUGAAAAGGCGAGACAGAGACAAUCGUCGAGUGACCGGAGCUCUGUGUCCAGUUCGGCAAGUGACAGCAGCUCUGUGUCCAGUGACAGAUCUUCCAGGUCCAACAGCGAGGUGUCUAGUGAAGAGAACGUGCAGAGAAAGUCCCCAAGCUCCUCUGGAUCAGUUUCACGAGUGCUUGGAUCAUUGAACCAGAACUGUGUCAGUCAUUCAACACCAUCGCCAAGGAAACCACCCAGAACGUUCAGUGCUAAGAGAACCAAUGGCAACAAUCCACAAAGUCCCAGAACCCCUCUGACACCUACAGGGCAGGUGAGAAGCAUCUUGAAGACAACUCCAGUUUCUGGGACCUGUGAUAGAGGUCAAGGUAAAAACUCAGACAAGAAGGCAUCCUGUUCAAGGUCACUCACAGAGAAGGUCAUGGAGCAAACAAGGCCCUCUAUGAGUACUGGUGUGUUUGAGACAGAUAUUGAUAGUGUGCUUGACGAUGACUGUGAAAACAGAGACCCAAACUGUGCUUCACGAGGAGUCCGGGAAACAGAUCUAGACAGGAUCCUCGAGGAGAUGCAGUCCAAUUACCCACUGUCUCCACUCCUCAGUGUUGAUACAGCCUCAGAGAUGAACAUAUAGACUAUUGGGUGUAACAUUAGAACUGGCGAACCCUUCCAGUAAACAAGUGGUACUGUAGCCAGUCAUUACUGCCGCUGUAGAGUUUACACUCAAACAACCUUACAGUUUGGGUUUGUUUUCUGCCAGCAGAUCCAGAUUUGUAGGUGUUUGUAUCAUGUUCUUGUUUUGCAGUUUGAUCAGUUAUAUGAAGGUGGUAGACUGAGGGCAAACUACACUUCCGUGAUUGCUGUGCUACAUUUAGUUCUGUAGUUGUUGCUUUGAGAGUGUGUGUCACAGUGUCAAGCCAAUACCAGACGAUGAAUGUUGUAUAUUGUGUAUAUUUGUACAUUACCUUUCUGCUAGAACUGGAAGUCACGCUCUGUUUACCAUUGAAAAACUGUCUUCCAUGAAAGUGCCUUUCAAAAAAGUAAGAAAUAAUAGAAUUGUUGCAUCGAAAUUGUUCACAGAUUGGAAUGAAAAAAUAUAUUGUUAUAGUUGAGGAUUCAUGUAAGUAAGAUUAAUUGUUGUUUAAUGCUGCACUCAGCAAUAUUCCAGCUAUAUGGCGGAUCUUCAAGAAGUACAGAUAAUUUACAGUAGUGUUCUUGAUCUCAUCUUGGUGUGUAUGCACUUGCGUGUUCGUCACCUCAACCAAUAUAAAUAGAUUGUUUGCCACUCAUUGCAAUACAUUUUGAAAACUUAAAGUCAUACUUCUGUGAUCUUUUUCUUUCCAACAGUUCAUUUUGCAUUAUUUUCCAGCAUUGUGUUAUUUCUUUCGGUAAAAGUGCUAAAUUUUGUUAUUGGUCAUAUCUUCAAAUGAUCAUAGCGACAACUGAAAUUUGAAUUCUGUUUCAAAUUUGGGUAAUAACUGAGUGACAUGCAAAAGAAAGAAUUUGAUUUGAUGGAAUGGGUAUCUUUAUGUGGAUUAAAACUGGCAGUGGGGAGAGUCCUCCAUUUCCUUGUCUCUUGUCAAAGUUUUAUUUGUAAAAUGUUAAUGGAAAUCAAGGAUAGAUAAUUUGAGACUGCAAAUGGGAAUGUAUCCAGGGUUUUAUGAAGGUGUACCAAAAUGAAAUAUAAGAAUGCCAUCUGUACAAAUUCAAGCAAUCUUAGAUCAUUAGGUCAAUCAGCACGCAAUUUGACCUAUAAUUUGAUGCAUGAUGCCAGCGAGCUGUAAGUAGGAUGUUUGUUUAGCUGGAGACUGACACGUGCCUCUCAUGUCGGAUUAUGUGGUAAUCACUAAUUUAGUAAUCCAGUCUCUUUUGUUAAGUAAUUUCCU